AAGAGAUCGAGCAUAGUAAUAUUCGCAUCGGACUCCCGGGCAGACCUCUACUUAGACCCGCGGCCGCCGCGCCAUUUCCGCACACCACCACAGCUCCCGUUCCCAGCUUCUGUAGAGCAGUGCGUCGCGUCAGGGGACUUCUCCUCGGUGCACAGCGGCGCCGGCGUCAUGGCACGGAGGCCAGAGCAGCUAAAUGUGCUGAGCGCGCUGGAUGUGGCCAAGACGCAGUGCUACCACUUCACGGCCAUCGUGGUCGCCGGCAUGGGCUUCUUCACGGACGCUUACGACCUCUUCUGCAUCUCCCUCGUCACCAAGCUGCUGGGCCGCAUCUACUACACGGACACCGCCAAGCCCGACCCGGGCUCUCUCCCGCCCAACGUCGCCAUGGCCGCCAACGGCGUCGCCUUCUGCGGCACGUUCGCCGGCCAGCUAUUCUUCGGCUGGCUCGGGGACAAGCUCGGCCGCAAGAGCGUCUACGGCAUGACGCUGAUGCUCAUGGUCAUCUGCUCCAUCGCGUCGGGGCUCUCGUUUGGCCACACGCCCACGGGGGUCAUGUCCACGCUCUGCUUCUUCCGGUUCUGGCUCUGGUUCGGCAUUGGCGGCGACUACCCGCUCUCGGCGACCAUCAUGUCCGAGUACGCCAACAAGAAGACCCGCGGCGCGUUCAUCGCCGCCGUGUUCUCCAUGCAGGGCUUCGGUAUCCUUGCCGGCGGUAUUGUCACGCUCAUCAUCUCCGCCGCCUUCCGCGCCGGGUACCCGGCCCCGGCGUACCAGGACAACGCCCUCGCGUCCACCAUAUCGCAGGCCGACUACGUUUGGCGCAUCAUCCUCAUGCUCGGCGCCGUGCCGGCGCUGCUCACCUACUACUGGCGGAUGAAGAUGCCGGAGACGGCGCGGUACACAGCGCUCGUGGCCAAGAACGCCAAGCAGGCCGCCGCCGACAUGUCCAAGGUGCUCCAUACAGAGAUCGUGGAGGAGCAGGAUAAGCUGGAGGAUAUGGUCACCGCCCGGAGCAACAGCUUCGGACUCUUCUCCCGGGAGUUCGCGCGCCGGCACGGCCUCCACCUCGUCGGCACGGCCACCACCUGGUUCCUCCUCGACAUCGCCUUCUACAGCCAGAACCUGUUCCAGAAGGACAUCUUCACCAGCAUCAACUGGAUCCCCAAGGCGCGCACCAUGAGCGCGCUUGAGGAGGUGUUCCGCAUCUCUCGCGCCCAGACGCUCAUCGCGCUCUGCGGCACCGUGCCCGGGUACUGGUUCACCGUCGCGCUCAUUGACAUCGUCGGCCGCUUCGCCAUCCAGCUAAUGGGCUUCUUCAUGAUGACCGUCUUCAUGCUCGGCCUCGCAGUGCCGUACCACCACUGGACGACGCCCGGCAACCACAUCGGGUUCGUGGUCAUGUACGCCUUCACCUUCUUCUUCGCCAACUUCGGACCCAACAGCACCACCUUCAUCGUGCCGGCCGAGAUCUUCCCGGCGCGGCUGCGGUCCACGUGCCACGGCAUCUCGGCGGCCGCGGGGAAGGCCGGCGCCAUCGUCGGGGCGUUCGGGUUCCUGUACGCGGCACAGGACCCCCACAAGCCGGACGCCGGGUACAAGCCCGGGAUCGGCGUGCGCAACUCGCUGUUCGUGCUCGCCGGGUUCAGCAUGCUCGGGUUCGUCCUCACGUUCCUCGUGCCGGAGGCCAAGGGGAAGUCGCUCGAGGAGAUGUCCGGCGAGGCCGACGACGGCGAGGCGGAGGCUGGCAGCGCCGUGCGGCCGUCGUUAUCCCAGAUAGCGUAGAACGUGGCGACGCGUGUAGGGGUGCAUAUGGAGAGACGUAUAGCUCGGUUUCACGUUUUCCGAUUGAAGUCAAAGCUUGUGUUUUGUUGGGCAGUAAGUACUCCCUCAGGUUAAAAAUAAAUAUCGUUUUAGAUAUUUAUAAAGUUUUUAAAAUACUAUUUUAUUUAUUA
Molecule: messenger RNA, 1952 nt
Organism: Phragmites australis (common reed)
Lineage: Eukaryota; Viridiplantae; Streptophyta; Magnoliopsida; Poales; Poaceae
Product: probable inorganic phosphate transporter 1-8
Exons: 1
Coding region: 169-1782 (537 amino acids)
Biological process (GO): phosphate ion transport; transmembrane transport
Cellular component (GO): membrane
Molecular function (GO): phosphate transmembrane transporter activity
Source: RefSeq, a predicted model, not a curated record